Rhizophagus irregularis DAOM 181602=DAOM 197198 is the source of this 402-nucleotide messenger RNA. RefSeq lists its product as uncharacterized. Lineage: Eukaryota; Fungi; Glomeromycota; Glomeromycetes; Glomerales; Glomeraceae. The record is from RefSeq and is a predicted model, not a curated record.
AUGACGAGUAAUAGUUUUAUCAAUAAUAUUAAGAUCUUUAUGAAAUUUAAUAGCAACAAAACCAUUAUAUCACUACUUGCUUCCCUUUAUUUUUUGGAUGAAAUUGGUCAGAUGGUUGGCCUUGAUAUUGAUAAUAUUCGUAGUCCAUCAAUUGAAGAUAAGACGACAAUUGGCCUUAGUUUUAAUAUUCAUAAUCUAUCAGCUGAAGACCAGAUGAUAAUUGGCCUUGAUUUUGAUAUUCGUAAUCUAUCAGUUGAUGAUCAGAUGAUGGUUGGCCUUGAGUUUGAUAUUUGUAAUCCAUCAGUUAAAGAUAAAACGAUAGUUGGCCCUGAUUUUGAUAUUCAUAAUCCAUCAAUUGAUCAGAUGAUGGUUGGCCUUGGUCUUGAUAUUUAUAAUCCAUAA